AUGUGUUUUGGGUGGUCUAGCUUAGUCAUCUGGAGACACACACAGUUUGCUGUGCAACAGUCGGGCUUCUGUGGCUCCUCAGGCCCGGGGGCGCCCCUCGAACCCUCCACUCGCUCCAAGCACCUUCCCUGGGAAGCUGCAUCUGCCGGGUUCGCAGACAGGAACGGAAACAUGGACGGAGCCACGUGGCUGAGCCUCUGUCCUGAUAACGAAGCUCCGCUUUGGAGGAAAAAGCACAAAUCGCUACAAGCCCGGGGCACAGGCGACCUCGCUCUGCAGAGAAGAGCGGAUGCCAAGCUGUGGAAAAGCUACCAGCUCCAGCGCUUGGCUGAGGAGUUGGGGAGAGGGUGUCGGGAGGCGCGGUACCUGCACGUCGGAGGCCUGGACCGACUGCAGUCAGCGCGUCUGUUAGGCUGGGGAGGAGGACGGGCCAGGGAAAAUGAGCCCGCCUCAGAGGGGCCCGUCCAGCGGAGAUCAGCCAGGCCCCCAAGGGCCAAGGAGAAGCACAGAGCGGCCCCUAGUGAAGAGAGGAGUUGCAGGGAAGAGUUGGGCCAGCAACACCCCAGGCACUCCAGGCCCCGGAAGACAGCAGCGAGCCCAGAGAAACCACAGACUACAAAAGCCAUGGGUCAGACGAAUUCUCACCUGGCCCUGCCUGAGAAGAGAAAGGGAAGGCGAGAACCUUCGACCAAGUCCGGGGGUGGCCGCGGUGCCAUCCACCCUCGGAGGAGCAGGGGGCCGGACCUAAAAAGGCCAGACCCACUCGUGGCUGCUGUGGGAGAAAUCAGGCGUGUGGAGGGAAAAGAGAAAGGAACAGCUCGGGCGGGGAGGAGGCCACUGGGACAGGGGGCAGUUUGCUUUGUUCCAGCCCUGACCAGUCGCUCUCGGGGACAGAGUCCAGAGGGGAAGCUGAGAGACCUCGGGCAGCUGUGGCCAGCUGGUGCCAGCCACAGAAGGGAAGCUGUGUCCCCAGCAUCUCAGUGCACGCUCCGGGAGAAGAACAAGUGGCAGAAAGAGCUGGAGUUGGCCUUUGAAGAGUUGUUUAACAUAAACAGAAAGCUGAAAAAACACCUGCGCUUGUACCUGGCACUGAAGCCCAGGAUGGACCAGAGCCCCGGGGAAGAGCAUGCCUUCUCAGAGAUGCAAGAAUGUGGCGCUGAGACCCCAAGAGGGAAGAAAACAGCAGACGCAGAGAUGCUGCCCGCUGGGGAACCCAGGAGCCUAGCAGAGGAGGUGGAGCAGCAGGCAGCGUCCAAGACCAACUUGAAAACGUUAAUGGGCAAGGUCAAGCCCACGUUUAGAAAUGGAAGUCAAACAUUGUCUCCUGAGGCAGGUAUAUUUAUCAGUGAAGGGGACUCAUUAUCGUAUAGCACUGAAUCUGGACAAGAGACCCCCAAACUGGGCACGCUGGCAGAGGGCUCCCUUCAGCUCCACCUUCAAGACCAGACAGACAGAGCGGGUUCAACGGCAUCCAGGCAAAGGCAGAAAGCAGAGAUGGAGCAGAGAAGACAAAAACAACUGGAAUCGCUUGAACGAACGGAACACCCAGAUAUGAGCUUGGAAAUCCACUACAAGGCUGAGUUAGAAAAAGAGAGGAGGGAGCAAAGAAGGGCUCGACUGGCGCAUCUGAAGUCCUCCUCCACAAGAGCCCGGGAAAGGGAGAGAGGAUCUGAGCUCAGCACCAAUUCCCCAUCGGGCACCAGCCUCGCCGACGACGACUGGCACAGUCAGAUGAUCCGAGACCAGCAGCAGCAGAUUUUAGAGCAAAACAAGUUGCACAAGCAGUUUCUUGAAGAAGCCAGGAAACGCUUGCAAGAGUUCCAGAACAUAUGCUAAACGCGAGAGGCCCACCCGGGUGAUCAGGGCCAAAGCAGUCAGCGAGAAGGAGGUGGACUCUGGAAACGACAUUUACGGCAACCCCAUCAAGAGGAUCCAGUAUGAGAU
This is a messenger RNA of Macaca mulatta (Rhesus monkey), 1944 nucleotides long. NCBI's taxonomy places the organism in Eukaryota, Metazoa, Chordata, Mammalia, Primates, Cercopithecidae. The record is from RefSeq and is a predicted model, not a curated record.